AUGAAUCCUUCAGAUCUUGCAAUUACUACACUUACGCCGCACUCUGUCCAAAAGCCGCUGAAGAAGGGCAAUUGGCUGCCCGCAGAGGAUGAGCAGCUCCGGGAGGGGGUGGCCAAAUAUGGCACGCGCUGGGUCCUCGUUGCAGGAGAAGUCGGUACUCGUAACGGAGACCAAUGUGCAAAGCGAUGGAAGGACAAGCUCAGCCCGGAUAUAGACCACAGUCCAUGGACGCGAGAAGAGGAGAACCAACUGCUGGAACUGGUUGACCGGUACGGUCGCAAUUGGAAAUUCAUGGCCGACAUUUAUCUGGAAGCACGCGCGCCAUUGGCGCUGAAAAACCGGCACGCGUUGCUGAUGCGGCGGCUCAAACGACAAGGAUCGGGGUCCACCGAGUCCAACGGCAACCCCGAGAUCCCCGCUGCCCUGGUCUUUCCAUUACACGACACGGCCCCCCAAACCAUCAACGACAUAGUUGAAUCUGCCAAUGCCUUGAUGGAUGGAAGUGCCAGCGACUUGGUCAUCAGCACGUCGCCCCGGAUCUCGGCGCAUUCGACGAUUUCUUUCCGAAACGGGCUGGGUUCCUCGGUGGAAACAAUUACGGCCGAUUUCCCACAGGAAGAGAAUCUGGGGCCUGCGCAGGCAACGUGCAAAGGCACGGCUAUUGCUUGGGACGGCGAGAAUGUCGAUUGGCAGCAGCUGAUUUUGGACAGCAUGAUGGAUGUAGAUGGAGUGUCCGAUCCAACCAUGACCAAUCCCUGGGAGGUAACUGAUACCUCCAAAAUGGCUGUCGUCGCAAGCGAUGCUCCACGUCCCUCGUCUUGGAGUGACUCGAGCGAUAGCAGCAACAGCACUGCAUUAAGGAGUCAAACAGGCUCAAGGUCCUCUGACAGCAGGAGCAGCAUCACUGGCUCCAAGGUCAAAUUCUCCGUCACAUGCCAGCGAGGCAAACUGAAAUCAGUUGUCAAGCACAUGGUGGACGCAGCCAUGGCUGAAAGUGCAGACUUGGCGACAGAACAAGACCAGGUUACGUUGACCUUGCAGUUGAAAGGUUGA
Molecule: messenger RNA, 1053 nt
Organism: Penicillium atrosanguineum
Lineage: Eukaryota; Fungi; Ascomycota; Eurotiomycetes; Eurotiales; Aspergillaceae
Product: SANT/Myb-like DNA-binding domain-containing protein
Exons: 2
Coding region: 1-1053 (350 amino acids)
Biological process (GO): regulation of DNA-templated transcription
Cellular component (GO): nucleus
Molecular function (GO): DNA-binding transcription factor activity, RNA polymerase II-specific; RNA polymerase II cis-regulatory region sequence-specific DNA binding
Source: RefSeq, a predicted model, not a curated record